CGAACCUGCAUCCCUGCAUCAUGGCGGUGCGCAUUCUGUGUGAUUGCUGUGCGCUUCAAAAUUUAAGUUUUUGAGGCUUUUUCCUCUGAAAGUAAAGAGGCUUAUGAACAACUGAAAGCUUUUAAUCCUACCGAAAGCUAUCAUGGCAGACGAAAACUCCAUGCCAAGUGUUGAGACCGUGAUUCACGCCAUCAAUGCACUUUAUAAGGAUCCCGACACGUCCGGCAAGGAGAGAGCAUCGGUUUGGUUGGGAGAACUUCAGAAAUCGGUGUACGCGUGGAAAAUUGCGGAUGAACUACUUCACAAGCACAUGGACUUGGAGUCGUGCUACUUUGCAGCACAGACUAUGCGAACAAAAAUUCAGUACUAUUUUCAUGAGCUCCCGGUGGAGUCCCACACUUCAUUACGCGACUCCCUCAUGGAACAUCUCAGUAAAGUGAAUGAAGAUACUGCUCCUGUCAUUGUUACCCAGCUCUCGUUGGCCAUGGCUGAUCUUGCAUUGCAGAUGGCCACUUGGAAGACACCAGUUGUUGACCUGAUUUCACGGUUUGGUUCCAGCACAGUCCAUCUGCCGGUGCUACUUGAAGUUCUUACGGUUCUUCCAGAAGAGGUGAAUAGCCGCAGUAUGCGCCUGGGAGCGAAUCGCAGGAAUGAAGUGAUAGAGUCCUUCACUCAGGUUUCCCUGCAAGUCAUCCAUCUCUUGGACGCUUGCAUCCAACCAGGUGCGACAGACUCCAGAAGAGCUACGCGAGUCUUCCGCUGCCUGGGGAGCUGGUUUUCAGUAGGUGCCCUGCCUUCUGAAGAACCCAUGCUCCAUAAACUUCUGGGUCACGUCAUAGCUUCACUGACUGACCCGUCGUCAUCAUCAACAGUACACGACACAGCUACAGACUGUAUUUGCAACGCACUCAUGCUCAUUGGUGACACAGCCAAGCCAAAUGUGCUUGCCCAGGUGUUAAUUCACGGUGUCUACUCACUGGUUGAUGCUUAUCAUAUGUCUGUCGCGCAGGAAGACCAGGACAGGUCCGUAAAUUAUUGUCGCAUUUUCACGGAGCUGGCAGAAUCGCUUCUGGAUGAUAUCGUACGGAGUCCCGGGCAGGGUCUGGGUGACUUCCGGACAUUAGAUCUGCUCCUGAUGUGUGUCGGCCAUUACGAAUACGAGGUGGCGGAGAUCACGUUCAAUUUCUGGUAUCGCAUGUCUGAAGUGGUCUACAAGGAAGACAAUGACAGCUUGAAUGCCUGCUUUGAGCGGUACAUUCAGCUCCUCAUCGUCGCUCUCUGCAGGCACUGUCAGCUGGAUCCAGACAAAGAAGGAGUUCCUGACGAUCAAGAUGAUUUUGGCGAAUUCCGGUUACGUGUCUCUGACCUCAUCAAGGACGUCAUAUUUCUGGUGGGGUCUUCCAAGUGCUUCAGGCAGAUGUUUGAGAACCUCAAGAACCAUGGCCCUUCAGCCACGUGGGAAACAACAGAGGCUACCCUCUUCGUGAUGGCUGCUGUGGCAAAGAGUGUUCUGCCAGACGAAGAAGUGGUGGUCCCACAGGUUGUGGAUGCAAUUCUGCAGCUUCCACCAGAGACUCAUGUAGCAGUCAGGUACACCAGCAUUCAGCUUCUUGGAGAACUCUGCGAAUGGAUCGAAAAACAUCCGCAGUACCUCAAUCUGUCCCUCAACUUCCUCCUUCAAGGGUUGCAGCAGCAACCCCUUGCGAGUGCAGCCGCUGCUGCUCUGCAGAACAUCUGCGCCACGUGCAGAACUCAAAUGGUGGAGCACUUUGACGUCCUCCUACAAAUUGUGCGUGCCGCCGACACUCUGGCCGUCUCUGCGGAGGCAUCUGUUGGACUGCUGAAAGGCACCGUGCUCGUCCUCACCCAGAUGUCACCCGACAAGAUCACCCAAGGGCUGCGGGAGCUUUGUAAAAUUCAGCUCGAAUCUCUAGUGCACGCAAUUAGUCAAGAGGGAGGAGGUGAUAAGCCUGACCCGAUUGUCUGGCUCGACAGGCUAGCUGCUAUUUUUAGGCACACCAAUGUGACGGCCGUCUCUGGUCACACCCACCCGUGCCUACCAGUGGUAGAAGAGGUGUGGCCCAUACUCUCCCAGACCUGCAACAGAUGCCAGGGCGACAUUCGAGUGAUGGAGCGCUGCUGCCGCUGCAUUCGUUUCACCAUACGCUGUGUCGGCAGACAAUCUCACAGCCUGCUACAACCCCUGGUUACUCAGAUAGUACAGCUGUACCAGGUCCACCAACAUUCCUGUUUCCUCUACCUGGGCAGUAUACUUGUGGACGAAUACGGUGGUGACCCCGCAUGUAUACAAGGCCUUCUGGACAUGCUGCAAGCUUUCUGUGGGCCGACGUUUCAACUCUUAAGCGGAGCAAACGCCCUCAGAGACCAUCCAGAUACAGUCGAUGACCUGUUCCGUCUCUGUACAAGGUUCCUUCAGCGAGCACCCUUGGCAUUCCUGAAGAGUGCAGUGCUGGAAGGUGUGGUGCAGUGCGCUCUUGCCGCGUGUUUGCUGGACCACAAGGAAGCCAAUGCAUCUGUCAUGAAAUUCCUCUAUGACAUGAUACAUAGUGGACGAUCCAAACCUGAAUUGCCAACCUUCGCUGAACGCAGAGAUUUGGUGGGAUCUCUGCUUAGGAAUCAGGGACAGGAACUGGUGAACACAAUGGUGCGAGCGUCGACCAUGGUGCUACCCACUUAUCUGCUGACGGAUGUGGCGGAAACACUCUAUGAACUGCUCCAGUUGGACAGACAGGCACUGAGCAUGUGGUUACAGAACGCUCUUCAACUGUUGCCUAUGCGGAGUACUGGAGGGGCAGUUACUGUUACCCCGGAGCAGCUAUCAGAAUUCUUGUCUACAGUCACAAAUGCACAGCAAAUGAAGACAGUGUCCACGGCGCUGCGAGAAUUUUCGCGACUCUUUCGAUGAAUAAGCUGCCUUGUGACGCUGGAGUGAAGGAACCCCACAGGAUGUUGUACAGUGUUGCCACCUUCACGCCACCAUUUUUGUGAGAGGACGCAUUAAUGUGUGACAGUUGACGUUGCAUCCGGAUAUCGUCUGGAUAUGAUCGAGUGAAUGUUGAUGAAUGCAUACAGGAUGGGUAUAAGUGGAUGUUGUAAUAAUAAAUAAUGUUAAUUGGAUUGUAAUGGAUGGCUGCAAUGUUUUUCUGUUUUGCAGGAAAAUGUUCUUGUGGCUCGAACAAAUAUGGAAGUAACGCAGAAUUUGUACCGCAUUUCUGGUUGAACGGGUCAGAUUUCUGGCCCCAUUUUAGUAUAAUCUCAGUUAGCGAAGCUGGUGCUACAAAUUUUGAAGCAAACAUUGCGAGGCAUGUAAUUGGCACUAUUUUAAUGGGAAAUUUGUGUAUCGAUUUUUUUCCUCAUGAGUAUGCACACAGGCACAUGUGACAGUGAAACUGUAAAACAAUCCGUUUUCUUCUAUCUUACAAUUUCCAUCCAGAUCAGCUGUACAAACGCAGGAUAUUUGUCUAAGUACAGGUUAGAAAAAUUGUGUCUUUAAUAUACUUGGAAUAACAGGGUCACACUUGAAAUUCAAGUUACGGUGUUUGAAUAUUCUGAGUUUUCUUCAUUCCUCAUGCCCAUUGUGUGUUACUUGCCAGUCACUCUGUUUGUGUUUAUGUGUGAUUGUACAUCAUGGAUUUUGAGAGGACAUCAUUUCCUUGUUUGACAUUUCUCAAGCAAUGUUUUAGAGAUUAAAAUUGUAUCAUAUUA
Ornithodoros turicata is the source of this 3726-nucleotide messenger RNA. It is a transcript of the gene Tnpo-SR, whose product is annotated as transportin-3-like. Lineage: Eukaryota; Metazoa; Arthropoda; Arachnida; Ixodida; Argasidae. The coding region runs from base 143 to 2926 and encodes 927 amino acids. The transcript has 25 exons. The record is from RefSeq and is a predicted model, not a curated record. Gene Ontology annotation, cellular component: cytoplasm. Gene Ontology annotation, molecular function: small GTPase binding. Gene Ontology annotation, biological process: protein import into nucleus.